AGAACCUUGAGUUUUAUCAGUGGCAGAUAACUUCUUACCCCCUGCGGCCUUACCCUGAGCGCUUUGAAUGCUGUUAUCCUGUUUUAUCAUGGUAGUGCUACUGCCACUGCGACGCGGUAAAUGCCACAUGCUACGCCAGCACUCGAUGGAAGGGAAAGUAUCUCUCGCGGGAAGACGACUGUGACAAUCUGCACUUGUCACACUACUCCGUACAUCUUCUUGUUAUCAUCAUGGACAGGAUGCCUCCUCAGAUCUUUAUGAUACAUAUCUCACGACAUCUCCAGUGACAUUUCCGCAUGUAGAUUGUCUGCUGUUCAUGUCAAACACGCUCCUUGCUUGCAGCCUUUACUCUUCCAGAUCAUCUUACGGCGGCGAACAAGAUUCGGUGGAAGUUUGUGAUUUCAUCACUUGGCACACAGCUUCAAGCUGCCCAACAUGGUGACGAUGAACCAUGACUACACCAAGGGCCAGAUGAUCGGUCUGGCCAUCGGAUUCAUGAUCAUUCCCACAGUGUUCUAUGGGCUUCGCGUCUGGGCGAAGCUACUCGUCAAACGAUUCGCAUGGGACGAUUACCUGACCGGAGCAGCGCUCCUGGUAUCUAUCACUUGCUGUACUCUCCAACUGGCUACUGCAAUUCACGGUCACUUGGGACAGCAUCAGCCCACAUUCCCCGACGGCUCCCCCAUCAUGGACGAUCCAGGGUUGAUCUUCUUCGAAGAGACAAAGUUUGCGCUCAACAUGAUUUCUAUUCUCGGCUUGGGACUGGUCAAAUCAUCCAUCCUCUUGUUGUAUUACACCCUCUUUCCAAGCCAGAGAUUCCGCUACGUCGUCUUUGGUGUCCUUGCCUUUGUGAUUGGAUGGACUGUUAGCUUCUUCUUUUCCCAUCUCUUUACUUGUUUCCCAAUCACGGUGUUCAUCGAACCCUACUAUGGCAACUCGUGCGUUCAGACGGUACCAAUGUUUCUCGCGCUUCUCUUUACCGACGUCGUCGCCGACUUUGUAAUCCUUGUGCUACCAGUCGCGAUGGUUCUCAAAGUACAGAUGCCCCUCAGGAAGAAGCUUGCAGUGAUCGCGAUGUUGGGACUUGGCGCUGCUGUGUGUGCUGUGAGUGUCACAAGAGUGGUAGCUACAUUCGCUAUCGCGGAAGAAUAUGUCAAGCACCCUAACGACGUGAUAUACUACACCGCCCCUGUCUUCUUCUGGACCAACAUUGAACUAUCGCUGGCUAUUGUUUGCGCCUGUCUCCCAACACUGCGGCCAAUUUGGGUGCAUUUCUUCCCUAAGCCCAUUACGACAGGAAACGAUUCCUACGAGUACGGAUCAUCACGACGUAUUGGAGGAAAAAACAGUAUGAGAACGCCGAGAACACCAUACGAAGAGCUGGAUGAAUUAGAAAUGAUUCGAAACGAUGACAAGACACGCUCAGGGUCCCCCGAAGGACGGGAUAUUCUCAGAGAGACAACUAUCCACCAGACGAUUGAGCCUUCGGACAGUUCAAGUACCGCUAACUUAACAACUAAUGGUGUCGGACUAUGAGGAGGAGUCCGAUUAGCUUGAGAGAGAUUCCUAUGAGCGUUGACUUUGGACAUUUACACCGAAACUGAUUCAGACUUUGUUACCUAGCCAUUUGAUUAGAUUCGACUUACUCCAUAUGAAGGUAUCCAUUUCAACUUGCGUGCGGUAUUAAUGCCUCACUGUUUUUCUUCAACCUACCCAACGUCACGCAAUCACAGUACAUGUAGUCAAUUCUGAACGUCGGUCGCAUAACUUCGUUAUUCACGUUAUUCAACAAGCCGCGUGGCUUCGAGAAAUCCACGUAGGCCCUGGGACAUUGCUAAGAUUACUCUUCGGAGAGCAGCGGUGCCGCCCUGCUGAGGAUUGACGGGUCUAACAAAUGCAUAGUUCUUGGU
Colletotrichum godetiae is the source of this 1910-nucleotide messenger RNA. RefSeq lists its product as uncharacterized. The transcript has 7 exons. The record is from RefSeq and is a predicted model, not a curated record. NCBI's taxonomy places the organism in Eukaryota, Fungi, Ascomycota, Sordariomycetes, Glomerellales, Glomerellaceae. Bases 436 to 1536 code for a protein of 366 amino acids.